AUGCUUUGGUCAAUCCUUCCUGUGUCGGUCGUGCUGCCGGUGCUGUUUGGUACUGCGGUGUCUGCGGCUGCUCAGCCUAAGUCGUACGAUUAUGUCAUUGUUGGUGGAGGUACCACCGGUCUCGUUGCGGCGAACAGGCUGAGCGAGGACCCGAGCAAGACUGUCCUGGUCAUCGAGAACGGUAUCCUCAACAAUGGCACCCUGUCCAGCAUCCCAGGCAAUUCUGGCGGCCUCAAUCUCGCAGCCAUGUACGACAUCUACAGUGCCCCAGUGCCAAACCUCGGAAACCAGACUUUCCUUGUGACAGUCGGUAACGUCGUUGGCGGCGGCUCGUACGUCAAUGGAAUGCAAUUUGACCGCGGUGCAAACGCCGACUACGAUGCCUGGGAGGACCUCGGCAACAAAGGCUGGGGCUGGAAAGGCCUAGAGAAGUAUUUCUUCAAGAGCAACCACUUCGAUGCGCCAUCCGCUGCGACCACCAAAGAGUUCAACAUUACCUACGACGCGAAGGCCUAUGGCGAUGGCCCAGUGAAGGUCUCUAUCCCGGACUGGCAAUUUCCUGACAUGAAGAAGCUCUUUGCUUCUUGGAACAAUGUCGCUAUUCCGCACCCAAAAGAGGGUUUCGAGGACCCGGUCGGUGUGUACUGGAGCCCUAACUCAAUCAACAAGGACACGGCUACCCGGACUACGUCGCGCUCUGCGUACUACGACCCCAUUGCUUCCAAGCGUUCGAACUUGAAGCUCUUGACGAACACCCACGUUGACGAGAUCACAUUCUCGAAGGAUAGGACCGGUGCUCUCACCGCAACUGGCGUGAAGUACACGAGCAAUGCUGGUGGCGUACAGGUGCAGGCCAUUGCAGCGAAGGAGGUUAUUCUCGCCGCUGGUGGUGUCUUCUCUCCCCACUUGCUUAUGGUGUCUGGUAUCGGACCCAAGGAUGUCCUACAGGCCGCCGGUGUCACCGUUAAGAAGGAUCUCCCGGCUGUGGGUUCCAACUUCCAGGAUCACAUCGCCAACUACAUGAACUUCAACCUUGAAGGCUACGCCCAGGACAGCAUUCCCUCCAUCAACACCAACGCGACCUACAACCAAACCGUUUACGACCUCUACCUCUCGUCCAAAACGGGACCCUACUCCGUCGGCCGCGCCAACGGCCUCGUCUUCAUGGCCCUCCAGCAUUUCGAGCCCACCUACAAAGCCAUCGUCAACAAGAUCCGCGCCCAGAAAGCCGAAAACUUCCUUCCCCCGCGCUACUCCAAGAACGCCGCGCUCCUCCGCGGCUUCGAGAAGCAAGCCGACAUCCUCGCCAAACAGUUCGCCGCCGCGAAGGCCGCCGUCGGCGAAAUCGUCAUCCAGCCCUGGGGCUUCUCCGGCAUCGCAAACAACAAGCCCCUCUCCCGCGGCACCAUCACGCUGAACAACACCCACCCCGAGGCCUACCCCAUCGUCCAAUGGAACACCUUCAUGAACCCCGUAGACGCAGACAUCAUGGUCUCUCUAACAAAGUACAACAGAGCGCACUGGGCGCGCCCCGAGCUAGCAAGCUACAAGCCCGUAGAAACGAGUCCCGGACCGCAGUACCAGACGGACGAAGAGAUCAUCCAAGGCGGCAUCGCGAGCGGCUCACUAGCGCCUUCUUUCGCGCAUCCCAGCGGCGGCUGCAGCAUGAUGCCUGAAACUCUUGGGGGCUGCGUCAACGAGAAGCUGCAGGUGUAUGGCGUCGGGAAGCUGAGCGUUAUAGACGCUAGUAUCAUUCCCAUGGUUCCCGCUGCGCAUCUGCAGGCUACCAUGUAUGCGAUUGCGGAGAAGGCGAGCGAUAUUAUCAAGGCGCGUGCGUAG
Molecule: messenger RNA, 1839 nt
Organism: Didymosphaeria variabile
Lineage: Eukaryota; Fungi; Ascomycota; Dothideomycetes; Pleosporales; Didymosphaeriaceae
Exons: 3
Coding region: 1-1839 (612 amino acids)
Biological process (GO): secondary metabolite biosynthetic process
Molecular function (GO): flavin adenine dinucleotide binding; oxidoreductase activity, acting on CH-OH group of donors
Source: RefSeq, a predicted model, not a curated record